Molecule: messenger RNA, 2180 nt
Organism: Selaginella moellendorffii
Lineage: Eukaryota; Viridiplantae; Streptophyta; Lycopodiopsida; Selaginellales; Selaginellaceae
Product: acetolactate synthase 3, chloroplastic
Exons: 7
Coding region: 41-2149 (702 amino acids)
Biological process (GO): L-valine biosynthetic process
Cellular component (GO): acetolactate synthase complex
Molecular function (GO): acetolactate synthase activity; magnesium ion binding; thiamine pyrophosphate binding
Source: RefSeq, a predicted model, not a curated record
GUUUUAGAACAGGGGAUAGGGCUGGCGGCGAGCGGGGCCGAUGGAUUUCGGCAAGCUGACCGCGGCGAGCGAGAGAAUGCCGCGUGAUCUCCUCACCGUGAGCUCGCGGCGCUUCCAAUGCUGUGCGAAUCGUCCACGCCGCUGCGUCAAUCGCAGGUACGUCGCCGCCCAUUCGCAACCGGAGCAAAUCGCGAGUGCGGGCGCUGGGAAUGGAUCUCCAGCACUGACGCUCAAGCUCCAGGAGCAGAAGCAACAGCAGCAGCUGGUUUCCAUGGAUUUCCAGUCGCGCUACGGUGCCACGGAGCCGCGAAAGGGCUGCGAUGUUCUUGUCGAGGCCCUGGAGCGGCAGGGUGUAGAUGUGGUGUUUGCUUACCCCGGUGGCGCGUCCAUGGAGAUUCACCAGGCCUUGACGCGCUCGACUUGCAUUCGCAAUAUCCUCUGCCGACACGAGCAAGGGGAGAUCUUCGCCGCCGAGGGCUACGCCAAGUCGAGUGGCAAAGUCGGUGUUUGCAUCGCUACGUCCGGGCCUGGAGCGACCAACUUGGUCACUGGCUUGGCCGACGCAUUGCUCGACAGCGUUCCUCUCGUGGCGAUCACUGGACAGGUGCCGCGAAGAAUGAUCGGCACUGAUGCGUUUCAAGAGACUCCAAUCGUAGAGGUGACGCGGUCCAUCACCAAGCACAACUAUCUGGUGAUGAACGUGGAGGACAUUCCACGCGUGAUCAAGGAAGCUUUUUUUCUGGCGUCGUCUGGAAGGCCUGGGCCGGUGCUUGUGGACAUUCCCAAAGACAUCCAGCAGCAGUUCUCCAUCCCGGACUGGUCCCAGAAGAUGAAGCUAGAUGCUUACGUGCAAAGGCUGCCACCCCGGGUGUCCGAGCCGUCCCAGCUAGAACAGGUGCUCAGACUCAUCCAGGAGGCGAAGAGGCCAGUGAUUUACUGCGGAGGGGGGUGCAUAGAUUCUAGCGAGGAGGUCAGGGAAUUUGUCGAAGAAACUGGGAUUCCACUCGCCUCUACGUUGAUGGGAUUGGGAGUCUUCCCUCAGUCUGACGAACGCUGCCUUCAGAUGCUGGGCAUGCACGGGACCGUGUAUGCCAAUUACGCGAUCGAUAGCUGCGACUUGCUGCUGGCUUUUGGUGUCCGGUUUGAUGACCGUGUAACCGGGAAGCUCGAGAUGUUUGCGCGAAGGGCGAGCAUUGUUCACGUAGACAUCGACUCGGCCGAGAUUGGGAAAAACAAGCAGCCGCAUAUAUCGAUAUGGUCCGAUGUGAAGCCGGUUCUACGUGGCUUGAACAGGAUGUUGAAGAGCAGGGACAUGAAGCUGGAUUUCUCAGCGUGGAGGGACGAGCUCCAAGAGCAGAAGCAAAAGUUUCCGCUUACGUAUCCGUGUUUUGACAACGACUGCAUCGUUCCGCAGUAUGCUAUACGAACUCUGGCGGAGAUAACGCAAGGCAACGCCAUUAUUUCCACUGGUGUGGGACAGCAUCAGAUGUGGGCUGCGCAGUGGUGUAAACACGAGGAACCUCGUCGAUGGCUGACUUCUGGAGGUCUCGGAGCAAUGGGAUUUGGGCUCCCUGCCGCACUUGGUGCGGCUGCUGCGUCGCCUGGUAUUCCUGUCGUUGACAUCGAUGGGGACGGCAGUUUUAUCAUGAACAUUCAGGAGCUGGCCACAAUCCACGUCGAGAAGCUGCCGGUGAAGAUAAUGGUCUUGAAUAACCAGCACCUGGGGAUGGUUGUACAGUGGGAGGAUCGAUUUUACAAGGCAAACCGAGCUCACACAUACUUGGGCGAUCCCGACGCGGAAGCAGAGAUCUAUCCUGACUUCCGUGCCUUCUGCUCGAGUAACAAGGAAAUCGGACCUCAAGGAAGCAAUCUUGACGAUGCUUCAAACGCCCGGCCCUUAUCUCCUGGACGUGAUUGUUCCUCAUCAGGAGCAUGUAUUGCCGAUGAUACCGGGUGGUGCGUCAUUCAAAGAUAUCAUCACCGAAGGCGAUGGAAGAAUAAAGUACGAGUAAGUGAGGAAAAGUGGUGUUGUAGAGGUGAUGCAGGAAUAUACGGCCCGACGUUUGUACCUAACUAUCUCGCUCCACGUGUUAGAGAGACCGGCUGCAGCCGGUUGCAAGAAACCGACGCGCCCUCCAAGCCAUUGUGAGAUUUCUGAUGAUGUUGACGAGUUAGCUCUG